This is a messenger RNA of Colletotrichum navitas, 1721 nucleotides long. Its product is annotated as glycolipid 2-alpha-mannosyltransferase. The record is from RefSeq and is a predicted model, not a curated record. Gene Ontology annotation, molecular function: alpha-1,2-mannosyltransferase activity. Bases 228 to 1514 code for a protein of 428 amino acids. The transcript is spliced from 4 exons. Gene Ontology annotation, cellular component: Golgi apparatus; membrane. Gene Ontology annotation, biological process: cell wall mannoprotein biosynthetic process; protein O-linked glycosylation; protein N-linked glycosylation. Lineage: Eukaryota; Fungi; Ascomycota; Sordariomycetes; Glomerellales; Glomerellaceae.
GUCGCUAGCGCCCCAGCUGCUCCUCCAGCUCCUCUUGACAUGUAUCCCUUGAAGCCAUCUUUUUGUAUUAACUCCUGCGUCCCUCUCAUCUUUUUCCUUCUCGUCCUCCUCGCCCUUGUUCAUCCUGGGGGAAGAGCAAGAUAUUUUCCCACUUCUAACUUCGAUCCCUUUCUCUUCCUUCCAUUCUCCGACUCAGGCUUCCAUCGGGCCUGAUUAUAUUGGUCAAGAUGGCGACGGGAUCUGCACGAUACGUUCGAUACAUUCUAUUCGCCUUCUUCGGCCUCGCCGUCUUCUACUUCAUCUCCCACUCCAGCUACGAGGGCGCAAGACUUCAGGAUGGCACUUUCAGCAAGCCAGGCGCUCCCGCCAACGGUCAGCAGCAGAGUGGCCAAAAUCCUGUAGAAAAACCCAAACAGCCUGCUCAAUCCGAUGCGAACCGGCCCAAGGUUGGCGAGACAUACGAUCCAAAGGAAUGGCCCAUGGCCAUGACUCCGAACGAGCCUGGCUGGGACGAAUUAUCCGGUAUCGCACCCGGCCCACGCAUAAAUGCCACUUUCGUCACCCUCGCCCGAAACUCCGACAUCUGGGAUAUUGCCCGCUCCAUCCGUCAGGUCGAGGACCGUUUCAACCGCCGCUACAACUACGACUGGGUCUUCCUCAACGACAAGCCGUUCGAUGCCACAUUCAAGAAAGUCACCACCUCUCUCGUCUCCGGUAAGACUCAUUACGGUGAAAUCCCCAAGGAGCACUGGUCCUUCCCCGAGUGGAUCGACCAGGAGAAGGCUCGCAAGGUCCGCGAGGACAUGGCCCAGCGCAAGAUCAUCUACGGCGACUCUGUGAGCUACCGCCACAUGUGUCGCUUUGAAUCUGGCUUUUUCUUCCGACAGCCCCUCAUGAUGAACUAUGACUACUACUGGCGUGUCGAGCCCUCUAUCGAGCUCUUCUGCGAUAUUCACUACGAUCCCUUCCGCUUCAUGAAGGAGAAUAACAAGAAGUACAGCUUCGUCCUGAGCUUGUACGAGUACGUCGAGACCAUCCCUACUCUUUGGGACAGCACCAAGAAGUUCAUCAAGAACCACCCUGAGCACAUUGCCCAGGGCAACUCCAUGGGCUUCCUGAGUGAUGAUGGAGGCGACACCUAUAACCACUGCCAUUUCUGGUCCAACUUCGAAGUUGGUGACCUCAACUGGCUCCGAUCCCAGGCGUACAUCGACUACUUCGAAUCCCUUGACCAGGACGGCGGUUUCUUCUACGAACGAUGGGGUGACGCUCCCGUCCACUCGAUCGCCGCCAGUCUCAUGUUGCCCAAAGACCAGAUCCACUUCUUUAACGACAUCGCUUAUUACCAUGUUCCCUUCACUCACUGUCCCACUGGCGAGAAGGUCCGUCUUGACAGACGUUGCCACUGCAACCCCAAGGACAACUUUGACUGGAAGGGCUACUCUUGCACGAGCCGCUUCUUUGAGGUCAACGGUAUGGAAAAGCCUGAGGGCUACGAGAACCAGCAGGAUUAAGCUCAUACAGCGGUACGGUACAGUGAGCGUAUGUAGUAUGUAUCAACAAGUUUCAAAAGGGGCCUUGGUUUUGGCCGUCAAUCAAGUUGGCCUGCACCAAUGAAGGGAAUUGGGCAGAUCGGGUACUAAACGUGGGGCGGCGUCAAUGGUUCUGGACACUUUUUUUGCUCUGUAGAUAUUAGCAAAUGGAGAGUGCUGUCUGGAGUU